AUGUCCCGUUUAGGUAAAAACGACUACACGUACCCAGACCUGCUGACGCUCUUCAUCGUGCUGCUGGUCACCGCCUUCAUCGCUCUGGGCGUCAGGAACUCUGUCGGCUUCAACAACGUCCUGAACGUGGUCAAUCUGGUCGUGUGGGUCUUCAUGAUCAUCGCCGGACUGUUCUUCAUCUCUGCUUGCAACUGGGAGGGAGGGAACUUUCUGCCCUAUGGAUGCUACCAUGUCACCGUGGGGGAGUUUGUGGCCUUCUUCAUCGGCUGGAACCUGAUUCUGGAGUAUUUGAUCGGCACAACAGUCGGGGCCUCGGCGCUCAGCAGCAUGUUCGACUCUCUGGCCAAUCACACCAUCAGCCACUACAUGAUCACUCACCUGGGGACUCUGCGAGGCCUGGGUAAAGCACAUUUAUGA
Molecule: messenger RNA, 417 nt
Organism: Knipowitschia caucasica
Lineage: Eukaryota; Metazoa; Chordata; Actinopteri; Gobiiformes; Gobiidae
Source: the annotation of a GenBank genome assembly